UCUUAUCUGGUUCUCUCUCUCUCUCUCUCUCUCUAGGGUUUCUAUUUUCGUGCCCUUUUCGAUCCUCUCUCGAUUUCUAGGGUUUCUGAUCCCAGAUCGGCCCAUGGUUUCCCCUAAUUUCUAAGAUCUAUAGGUUUUAAUCGCUUUUUUCAUUGAUUACGCGAUGAUUUCAGUCAUGAACGAUUUCGAUAUCGAUCGAAACCCUAGCUCGGCUUCAGAUCUCUCGUCAUUCGGCAUGGAAUCCCCAAAAGAAGAGAACAAACCGGAUCGGAUCGAUCUAGAGAUCCCUCCCGCUCUCGAUCCGCCGCUGGAAUCGCGAGAUCUGGAGGAAUCUAGGGUUAGGGUUUCGCCGACUAGGGUUAGGGUUGCGGAAGAGGAUCGCCUCGAUAUGAGCGGAUUCUUGAUCGGAGACAUGGUAUGGGGAAAGGUGAAGUCUCAUCCGUGGUGGCCUGGCCACAUCUUCAACGAGGCUUUCGCUUCGCCGGCGGUCCGAAGAUCGAAGAAAGCUGGUCACGCUUUGGUUGCUUUCUUUGGCGAUAGCAGCUACGGUUGGUUCGAUCCGGCCGAGAUGAUUCCGUACGAAUCGAACUUUGGUGAGAAAUCGAAGCAGACGACUCAGAAGAGCUUUGUGAAGGCUGUGGAGGAGUCGAUCGAUGAGACGGGCAGACGAGCGGCGCUCGGGCUUUCUUGCAGGUGUAGGAACCCUUUCAAUUUCAGGCCCAUGAAGGUCCCUAACUAUUUCGAGGUCGACGUUGCUGGUUAUGAGCGGAAUGGGAUCUACUCGAAGAGGCAGAUUAAUAGGGAAAGGAAUUCUUUUCGGCCGAAGGAUGCUCUUGGUUUUUUGCAGCAGCUGGCUUUGACCCCGAGAGAUAAGAAAGUGUACGAUGUGGAAUGGUAUCGGAGGCUGGCAGUGUGGCUCGCAGUGAGGAGGUAUAGCGAGACUUAUGCGCAGGCUUUUGGGCAGCAGCCGGUGAGGCCUGUGAGAGAGGAGAACGGGGCAGCACUGCAGGCUGAGAGUUUCGCUCCUAGAGGCGUUCCCCUCAGCGGUCUGGAAGUAUUCGCCGACUCCCUCGACGACGGCGACAAGAAAAGGAAGAGGAAAUCAGCGGCCGUCGUCGCCCCCUCCAAGCACCCGGGCUCGGCCGAGAGGGACAGGGACAAACCCUUGAAGAGGAAGAAGAAGAAGAAGAAGAGGAGGGAGGAGGGGGAUAACUUCGUCCUCAAGCGCAGGGACGACUACCGGCACUGA
Messenger RNA from Asparagus officinalis (garden asparagus), 1249 nucleotides. RefSeq lists its product as uncharacterized. Lineage: Eukaryota; Viridiplantae; Streptophyta; Magnoliopsida; Asparagales; Asparagaceae. The coding region runs from base 164 to 1249 and encodes 361 amino acids. The record is from RefSeq and is a predicted model, not a curated record. The transcript has 2 exons.